UUGGUCCAGUAGUUGCAUGUUACUAUGCGCUUGCAAAAUCUGUCACAGCCCUAGUUCAGUACCUUGCCAACAGGAGCAACGCUAACUCGAACCCUGUUUGUCGAUAAUUUGUCGCAUUGGAUUGCUUACACGGCGGUAAUUUAGGGCUCAACUCAGCUAACCACUGCUCUGCUAUUCUCUAAAACAAAGCUAGGAGAAAACAGUUUGCUGCUGUUAUAGUCUACGUCUAUAAAGUCAUUUACGAUUUUGCCUUGUUUUGCGACGCGGUUUUACGCUUCUUGCAACGCCAGCUGGUUUACAGAGAGAUAUUAUAGAGCAUGGUGUUAUUUAACGUUCUGUGGUCGAACGGAGUCUUUGGCAGAGCUCAUGCCAACCUUUUACGCGGGCACAGCGAUGCAAGUCAGUUUCACUUUGAGGAUGGGCAUACUCCACACACAGCUGGGACAUGACUGCAAAAUCAGUAUCCUUUGCGAUUCUGCAGCAUUUUUGUGUGUAAUUUGUUCCCUGUGCUGCAUUAGGGCAUCCCUCUGAGUGUGGGAUACCAUGGAGCAGCUGGAAGAGGAACUUACGUGUCCUAUCUGCUGCGGUCUCUUCGAGGACCCGCGGGUUUUGCUGUGCUCACACAGCUUUUGCAAGAAGUGCUUGGAGGGACUCUUGGAGGGGAACCGAGGUCCAGCUUACAGAACACCUUUCAAAUGCCCCACAUGCCGCAAAGAGACCCCUCACAACGGCGCAAACAGCCUGCAGAUCAACUACUCUCUACGCGGAAUAGUGGAGAAGUACAGCAAAAUAAGGGUUAUGCCUCAGCUGUCACUCUGUAAACAACACUAUGGCCAGCCUCUAAACAUAUUUUGCGCCACGGACUUAAAUCUAAUUUGUGGGUUUUGCGCUACAACAGAUGACCACAAAGGGCAUACAUUCUGCUCCUUUGAGGAUGCAUAUGAACGAGAGAAGGAGGCGUUCGAAGAGCUGCUUCGCGGGUUGGAGAGCUGGCAGAGCGCAGAUGUCCUGUCCUGCCUGGAGACACUACAAGCCAGUAAGAAAAAGGCGCUUCAGUCAGUGACCAAGGACGCAGAGAAGGUAACGGACUAUUUCGACAAACUCAUCAGUACCAUUGAAUGCAAAAAGAAUGAGAUCCUCUCGGAUUUUGAAACACUGAAGCUGGUGGUGAUGCAAGCGUACGACCCGGAGAUUGCCAAACUGAGCGCAGCGAUGGAGGAGCAUAGACGGGCGCUCAGCAUCGCCGAGUCUGUCAAGAGCAUCGCCGACCCCCUGUGCUUUCUGCAGCAGAUGCAGGAGUUUCGGGAGAAGUUGAAGGUCCUUAAGGAGACUCCACUGCCCUCUGGGAAAGACACGGACGUCGGUCCACUUGUGCGCAAUUUCGAUGUUAAAAAGUGGGACUCGCUGAGGCUCCGAGAAGUGGACAAGAUCGCAGUCCCCCACGAGAGUGGCUCCUACCGAACGGGGGGUUCACGGAUGGCAGUGCCAAGAUGGAUCACCUUAUUUAUGAGCGUGUUACUGCCAACACUACUCCUGCUGCAGCCGCACAACCUUGCAGCCUGCGUGCCCUCGCAGAUUGAACCGCUUCUCACUGCCGUGUCCUCGCAGCUCACUCACACUGGUGUGUACCUGCGGGAAAUGACUGACAUGUACACAAGUUUAAUGGGUGCAGGUCAGGAAUGUAUUGCUAACUUAAUUUACUCUACGGUCAGUUUUAUUGGCAGUUUUAAUUACUAGCCUGUGGCAUCUCUGCCAUGCACUCACAGCUACAAAUUGUGAACCAAGUGACCCAUGAGGUGCUGUUUAAACGACAGAUAUAUCGCACCUGAAUACAUGUGGAAGCACUUGUUUGCCUAAUUGUUUACCAUGUCUUUUGUUAUUGCCCAAGCUCUAACCUCAAUGAAGCAAUAGAAUCAAUCCAUAAUCCACGUUAUAUAAACACUAUCGAUGUGCACAAUCUCCUUUCUUUUUUUUUUUUGUUAAAUACGUCAUGACAAAUGUAUACCUAUAUCCAGGGUGAUCUUGAUAAAUAAAACAAGUGUAGGCUAAGUCA
Molecule: messenger RNA, 2053 nt
Organism: Perca flavescens (yellow perch)
Lineage: Eukaryota; Metazoa; Chordata; Actinopteri; Perciformes; Percidae
Gene: trim13
Product: tripartite motif containing 13
Exons: 2
Coding region: 544-1737 (397 amino acids)
Biological process (GO): protein monoubiquitination
Molecular function (GO): zinc ion binding; ubiquitin protein ligase activity
Source: RefSeq, a predicted model, not a curated record